ACAAAAUGAUGUCCCUUUUCUCCUCCAGAACAACAUCACAUAGUUUGCCUUCCAUAGCCACUGUUCGGGUCGCACAAACCAACCCAAAACGUGUGUCAUGCUUUCUUCCCACUUCUGGAUUGGACGAACUUCUCCCACGCGUUUAGCCUGGUGAUGGUUAAAUAUGCCCCCAGAGAGCAACUGUUUGUAUUCAUGGUUUACUAUUCUGAAUUGCUUCUUGAGACGUAGUUUACCUAAAAUAACCAACUGCCACAGGAUGACAUUGUUAAUCGGAGGACUCGUCUGUUGCAUGUCGUUGCUUGCUAUGGAGGUCCAAGGAACAUACCGACUUCAUGGAGGAUGCCAUCCUCGGCCGCAUCACGCAGACAACCCUAUCGUGCCACCGCAAACAUUUCAGCGGAGCAUUCAAAAGCAACAACCAUUUCAGCGGAGCAUUCAAAAGCAACAACCAUUUCAGCGGAGCAUUCAAAAGCAACAACCAUUUCAGAUUGCUACACAAGGACAGCAACAAAUUGGGAAUGUUCAGCAACCAGCUCAGUUGUCUCAGAAUCAAAAAACGAUUGAUUUGGGAGCACAUGGCAAUAAUUACAGGUUUAAUGGCUAUGACUACUAUCACCAGCCACCCGGGAAAUGGCCAGUCAUGUACCUCCGGCCCACAGCACCACCCCGUCCACUUGAACAGCCGGUCAGUACCCCAAGCGGCACCACCACUCCCAUCAUCAGUGCUGACACAGGAACCCACUGCAUAAGUCGGCCCCUAGACCUGGUGUUCAUUAUCGACAGUUCACGUAGUGUGCGCCCCGCAGAAUUUGAGAAGGUCAAAAUCUUCCUGGCUGACAUGGUCGACACCCUCGACGUUGGCUCGGAUGCCACGCGGGUGGCCGUCGUGAACUACGCUAGCACGGUGAAGAUCGAGUUCCUUCUCAAGACGCACUUCGACAAGGCAGGCCUGAAGGCAGCGCUAGGCCGCAUCAAAUCUCUAGCUGCUGGUACAAUGACUGGCCUGGCUAUCAAGACAGCCAUGGAGGAGACCUUCACUGAGGAGUCAGGCUCCCGGCUAGCUAACAAGAACAUUGCCAAGGUGGCCAUCAUCGUAACCGAUGGACGUCCCCAGGACACGGUGGAGGAGGUGGCCGCGGCAGCGAGGGCGGCGGGCAUCGAGAUCUACGCAGUGGGGGUGGACAGGGCGGACAUGAAGUCCCUGCGUCUCAUGGCCAGUCUGCCCCUGGAUGAACACGUGUUUUACGUGGAGACCUAUGGCGUCAUUGAGAAGCUCACAUCCAAGUUCAGGGAAACCCUGUGUGGUGUGGACUGCAACCACGACUGCAACCACGGGUGCAAGAACAACAACUCGUACACCUGCGAGUGUCGAGAUGGCUAUACACUGAAUGCUGACAAGCAAACACGUACACGUAAGGACCACAAGCCUUUAUCGGGAAUGUGGGUAUCACUUUGUUUGACAGGUACCUACAUAAGGACUUCGUGCCGGAACAUCGCAAUAUUUUUAAGCCAAUAUUCUACAAGAGGUACAGGAACUCAUGCACAUUCGCACCCAUGGAGCUGUAGAGUAGCUCGGGCUGCAGGGCCGGAACUCGACCUGAUCUUGCUCAUCAACAGCUCCAAGAGCAUCCACCCUGACAACUUUAAGCUGGUGAAGCGUUUCGUGGUGCAUCUGGUGGACUUGCUCCAAGUCGGCCCUGGCACUGUACAGGUCGGCCUGAUCCAGUACUGCAGCCAAGUCCGGACCGAGUUCACCUUAAACCAGCACCGGACUGACAAAGCUUUGAAGGUGGCGGUGAGAGGUGUUCCCAAGGGCUCCAUGACUGGUCUGGCCCUGCACCACCUGUUGGAUAGGAGCUUCACCGAGGGAGAGGGCGCCAGGCCAAAGUCAGCCAACGUGCCUCGGGACAGUGUGGAGAUAUACACAGUCGGUGUUGUGAAAACAGAGGAGAGAGAGCUCCAGGAGAUAGCCUCUGUGCCCAACAGCCAGCAUUACUUUCACUUGGCCAACUUUGGCACCAUCGACUCCAUAGCUCACACCUUAAAGAGCAAGUUGCGCCAAAAGGAUGCGAAUGAGAUGAGUGGGAAUAAGCUGAGUGAAAACGAGUGCAUGUGUGAGGCUCAGAUGGCCUUCCAGAUGAAGAUGCAGUUCACCAUACAGGAGCUGACCAGCAAACAUAUCCUUUUACCUCACCAUUGUUUUAUUGCCACCCUAAACAACACAUGGCUGAAGUGUAUGUCUUGGAGGAAAGGCUUCAUAGCCUGUGGAAGAGAUGAGGGUCUUCUCAAAGUCCUGAAGCUGGAGACAAAGACAGGUAACCAAAUCAGGGGGAAAGUGCUCAGGGAAAUUCAGCUUGCUCACGUGGCCUGGUCGCCAGAUAACAAGAUCCUCCUUUUUGGGAUGGCCAAUGGGGAAAUCUAUAUCUACGCCAAUCGGGGAAACUUCAUUAUAAAGAUGACGGUCAGCUGUCUGUGUAACGUGAUUGGAGCCAUCAGUGUAGCAGGGAUCCACUGGUACGCAAGGUCAGAGGGCUACGUGGAGCCAGACUGCCCUUGCUUGGCCAUCUUCAAUAACGGACGGUGCCCAGUGUUCAUAGACACGCUGAUGAACAUGGCCAGUAUGCAAUAG
Messenger RNA from Salvelinus fontinalis (brook trout), 2629 nucleotides. Its product is annotated as cartilage matrix protein-like. The record is from RefSeq and is a predicted model, not a curated record. Lineage: Eukaryota; Metazoa; Chordata; Actinopteri; Salmoniformes; Salmonidae. Gene Ontology annotation, molecular function: protein binding.